This is a messenger RNA of Folsomia candida, 2836 nucleotides long. RefSeq names its product nose resistant to fluoxetine protein 6. Lineage: Eukaryota; Metazoa; Arthropoda; Collembola; Entomobryomorpha; Isotomidae. The record is from RefSeq and is a predicted model, not a curated record. The transcript is spliced from 14 exons. Gene Ontology annotation, molecular function: acyltransferase activity, transferring groups other than amino-acyl groups. The coding region runs from base 52 to 2499 and encodes 815 amino acids.
UCAUUAUUUUUGUCUGCUUGCCUUCGAUCCAAUAAUCGUACCAGUAAAAUUAUGGAAUUAAGACUAACUUGUGGCUUUUCUCCAUUCACAAGACGUGAAAUUAAAUUACAAAUAGUUCUAUUAUUAGUUGUCUUUGCAUUAGCUGGACAGAUUGCAUUUUGUGAAGGAUUCAACUCAGGGUUACCUUCGAAUAAUUCAGAACAUAACGAAAUAAACGACUUUGAUCAAAGUGUGAUUCAAAAUGAACAACGUUUAAUUUCAAGAUUUCGACAACCACCAACUUUGAAUUCAAAUGGUCAAGGAUUUUCUCCAAGCAAUGAUUACCUUGCAAUGUCCUUGGUUCCUACAUAUCUUACCAAUUUUUUAAAAAACGAGUCUUCUAAGGUCGAAUUUUUUAAUAAACUGAAGAACCAUCUCAAUCCGACUCAAGACGAUGAAGAAGGAGCUGAUUGUGUAACACAUCUUAUUUUUCUGUUGAACACAGUAUUUGAAAGUAUAUCAAAUCUUACGCAACUCAGAGACCCAAAAAACACUUGGGCAAUUCAAAUGGUUGACUCCUGGGGAAAGCUGCCUGAGGGGAUGCUGUCAGGACAUGUGAAUUCGUACGGCGAUUACGACGAAUGCGUCGGUGUCGAAGUGGACGAUGACAGAGGGACAUCAGAAGGGGGAGGAAAUGCCAAAUUUUCUGGACAGUAUUGUUGGACUUAUAUAAUUCCUGGAAGCCUUGCUGCAGAAGAAGGGGGCCAAGCGAAGGGUGAUUUUAAUGACGAUAGAAUAUCGACAAGGAAAGCUGGAUCCGUGGAUGACUUGUUGUAUUACAUGCUUCAUCCGACGGCCGUAAUGGUUUUACCUUCCUCUGCAUACUGUGUUCCUUCGACGUGUUUCGUGGAGCAAUUUCAGGUGGCUGUUACCCUGCUUUUCAUGGAACUUUUUCCAAAUACAUCUCCUUUCGUAGCAUUUUGUCAAUUGAAGGAGGACAGGACAUUGACCACUAAUGCUAAAGUUAUGAUUGGCGUCCUUGCCGUUUUGGGGUGCUUCAUUUUGGCAGGAACAAUUCUUGAUGUGGUUCUUAAUGGGGCCUUUGUUAAAACGAAAACAGAUAAGUUUCAAACGAUUAGAAAACAAUUGCCAACUCGGUUACUACUGGCAUUUUCUCUCCCCACAAAUAUUGCAAAAUGGUCGAAUACUUCGGCAGGUGGAGGCUUUGGAUGCAUUCAUGGGAUUCGUUUUAUGAGCACCUGUUGGGUCGUGUUGUCACACACGAUUUUUGUCGUUACGAUGCAAGGCCCCACAUGGAAUACCAUUGAUGUCACAACUAUUUAUCAACGACCUUGGCACUUUUACUUUAUCCUCAACGCUUAUUUUUCAGUGGACACAUUUUUCACGAUGAGCGGUCUUCUCGCCUGUUACUCAAUUAUGAAAGAAUUGGACAAAUUAGAAGGAAAACUGAACGUUUUAAAGCUUUACUUGCAUCGAUACCUCAGAUUGACACCAACUUACGCCCUCAUCAUUGGAGUAAUAGCUUGUCUCUUCCCGUAUCUUUCAAGUGGUCCUUUCUUUACUCUGACUGCGGACGGGAUAAGCAAAGCUUGUCAGAAGUACUGGUGGCAUAACCUCCUCUACUUCAACAAUGUGUACAGAUAUGACGCCGCUAAUGGCGAAUCAAUGUGUGAAGCAGAAUCCUGGUACAUUGCCAACGACAUGCAAUUCUUUAUAUUGUCACCACUCUUUGCUUUCCUCCUCUGGAAAUGGAACAUGGUAGGAAUUAUUGUUCUUGGAGCAGCGUCUCUGGCUUCCAUACUCGCACCUGGAAUUGUGAUCGGGACCGAAGGGCUUCCACCCACGCAGGUUUUUUGGAAAAUGGGAACAAGUCCUAACCCACGGGCUCUGGAGGUGUACAUGCAUCCCUGGUACCGUAUUGGGCCUUACCUAGUUGGCAUGUGGAUGGGCUAUCUCUUAUUUAAAAUUGGGAAGAAACCCGUCCAUCUUCCACGAUUGGCUGUCUUGGGAGGAUGGCUGGUGUCCACUGCUACCUCACUAGCGCUCAUUCUUUGCGUUAUCCCUUAUUUUGACCCCGAGAAUAAUGACAGCCAAGUUGCGGCUGGGGUUUAUGGCGGAUUAAGUAGAUUUUGUUGGGGAAUGGUGAUCUGUUGGGUAAUUUUUGCAUGUGUGAAGGGCUAUGGGGGGUGGAUCAACGAUAUGCUAUCGUGGAAAGCGUGGAUACCAUUGGGACGAUUAACGUUUUGUGUUUACUUAUCGUCAUUAUCAGUUCAAAUGAUGCUUCAGCUAAGCUUGAGGCAGCCUAUGAACUUUGACAUGUAUACGGUGGUCAACAUGUUCUUCUCCCACUUGAUUAUGUGCUUCAUAGUUGGGUUUGGAUUGUCCAUGAUUUUUGAAAGUCCAUUUAUAGCGUUGGAAAAAGUAUUUAUGAGUGCACCACAAAGAGAAAAAGCACUGCCUCUGACGAACGGUGAAACUAGGACACAGAAAGCUAGUUAGUGACUCUUCAGUAGAGCAGGAGUUAAUCCGGGACAAUGAGUUCAGACGGGAAAUAUAAUGGAACAGAGAUAAAGUAGCCUUGGAUAAAUAGUAGCCUAAGUAUUUUAUUAUAGUGUGUUUUUAAAUCUCACAUCAGUUAACAUAUACUGUGUAAUGCACGUAAAAAUGCAGUCAAGUAAGUACUUCUAGUCGUCAAUACGUUAAAUAUUUGUAUUUUCACAUUCGUAAAUCCAAGAGAUCAAGAAUUUGCCAGGAAUGUAAGUCUUGUGCGGAAUAAAAGUACAAUUUUAACUUGGGAUUCAUACCAAGCUCGUCCUCAGUCAAUGUAUGCAAACAA